Molecule: messenger RNA, 1355 nt
Organism: Danio aesculapii
Lineage: Eukaryota; Metazoa; Chordata; Actinopteri; Cypriniformes; Danionidae
Gene: htr7c
Product: 5-hydroxytryptamine (serotonin) receptor 7c
Exons: 2
Coding region: 122-1324 (400 amino acids)
Biological process (GO): circadian rhythm; G protein-coupled receptor signaling pathway, coupled to cyclic nucleotide second messenger; chemical synaptic transmission
Cellular component (GO): dendrite; plasma membrane
Molecular function (GO): G protein-coupled serotonin receptor activity; neurotransmitter receptor activity
Source: RefSeq, a predicted model, not a curated record
UUUUGGAAAGCUGGAAAACACCCCGGAUCCGCGCUCGCUUCAGCAUGCGUUUGGCGCACGGAGCGCACUCUUGGCGAGCUCUUCAUCAUCACCAUCAUCAUCACCACCAUCAGGCGCAGGGAUGAUGUUCAACUCCUCGCUUGAUUUCUUCUCGUUCACUCACCCCGAGGUCGCGUCGGAAGUUCUCAAUGGUUCCUCACACUUCUUCUACAACAUCUCGAUGGCCAUGUGGAACAAAUCCUGCGGGGAGCAGCUGCUGGACUUCACCGCGGCGGAGAAGAUCGUCAUCGGCUUGAUGUUGGCCAUCAUCACCACCGUGACGGUGAUUGGGAAUAUGCUGGUGGUGAUCGCCGUGUGCGUGGUCAAGAAGCUCCGACAGCCCUCCAACUAUCUGCUAGUGUCCCUGGCCGUGGCCGAUCUCUCCGUGGCCAUCGUGGUGAUGCCGUUCGUGAUCGUGACCGACCUGACCGGGGGAAAGUGGCUGUUUGGAGAGGUCUUCUGCAACAUUUUCAUCGGCAUGGAUGUGAUGUGCUGCACCGCGUCCAUCAUGACGCUGUGCGUGAUCAGUGUGGACAGGUACCUUGGCAUCACCCGCCCUCUGACCUACCCUGCCCGUCAAAACGGUCAACUUAUGGCCAAGAUGAUCUUUGGAGUGUGGCUGGUGUCUGCCUCCAUCACACUUCCGCCAUUUUGCGGCUGGGCGAAGAACGUAAACACGGCUGGCGUCUGUCUGAUCAGUCAGGACUUCAGCUACACCAUCUACUCCACCGCCGUGGCCUUCUACAUCCCCAUGAUUGUCAUGCUCUUCAUGUACUACAAGAUCUUCAAAGCCGCCAGAAAAAGCGGUGCCAAGCAUCGAUUCACCGACUUCUCCCGCAGGGAUCGACUUGAAACCGUCGCCAGCGAAGCUCUGAGGAUGCAAGGCCUAAAACCUCAACACACGCCUGGAGUAGCAGAGGAGUGCGCCGCUCUUUCUCGAUUGCUCAGCCGCGAACGACAGAACAUCUCCAUUUUUAAGAGGGAGCAGAAAGCAGCGACCACACUUGGAGUCAUAGUUGGAGUUUUUGGGAUUUGCUGGCUGCCGUUUUUCAUUCUUUCUACAGCGAGACCCUUCAUUUGCGGGGUCAAGUGUAGUUGCAUACCAAUCUGGCUGGAGAGGACGCUGUUGUGGUUUGGAUAUGCAAAUUCAUUAAUGAACCCCUUCAUUUAUGCUUUUUUUAAUCGGGACCUGCGAUCCACGUACAGAGACUUGCUUCGUUGCAGAUACCGGAAUAUAAACCGGCGACUGUCGGCUGUUGGUGUGCAUGAGGCACUGAAGGUUUAAAAAAAAAAAAAAAAAGAAAAAAGUGAAGUUA